Molecule: messenger RNA, 2760 nt
Organism: Coregonus clupeaformis (lake whitefish)
Lineage: Eukaryota; Metazoa; Chordata; Actinopteri; Salmoniformes; Salmonidae
Product: aminomethyltransferase, mitochondrial-like
Exons: 8
Coding region: 349-1347 (332 amino acids)
Biological process (GO): glycine catabolic process
Cellular component (GO): mitochondrion
Molecular function (GO): protein binding; aminomethyltransferase activity
Source: RefSeq, a predicted model, not a curated record
ACUGGGCCAUAGGUUCAUUCAAUUAUCCAACAGGGGCAGAGGAGAUACAGUAAGCAACAGAACCCAGAGCAAAGUGAAAGGUCCCCGAAUAUAAAAAGACUGCUUUUUAGUGUGUUAAUAUGUUAUUAAUAUGCAAUUCAACAAGUGAUCUAAUGACAGUUUAAAGCUAACAGUUUAUCUAUUCAAUGUGAGACACAGCAGGCUAUAUUGAAGUGGAUGAGGAGGUGCAAUGGACUGGAACACAUUGCUACUGCUUGAGAGAGAAAGCAGAAUUCUGAGUACGGAGUCUAAAGUGUUGGCGACAGCGAAGUGUUUCUGGAACGUGAUUUCGUCUGCAAGGAAGAUACGAUGUGUGCUCGGAUGCUGUCUGGCGGCCGCAGGUUCGGAUUCGGUUUCCGAGUUCCGAGGGAGUGUCUACAGAGCGCUGGACUCGGAUUAGCGGAGAGGCGGGAGAGGCAUGCUUCAAAUUCAGAGGGCACGCUCACCCUCUUCACCAAUGACAAGGGAGGAAUUAAUGAUGAUCUCAUCGUCACCAAGACAGACCAAGGCUACCUCUACGUGGUGUCCAACGCUGGCUGUGCAGACAAGGACUCCGCCAACAUGAAAGCUAGAUUGGCAGAGUUCAAAGCUGCUGGCCAUGAUGUGGAUCUGGAGUUUCUGGAGGAAUGUUUAAUUGCUGUUCAAGGUCCCUCCAUGGCCAAGGUGCUCCAGUUGGGUCUGACAGAUGACCUCAGCAAGCUGACCUUCAUGACCAGCACCCUGGCCACAGUGUUUGGGAUCCAGGGCUGCAGGGUGACCCGGUGUGGCUACACUGGAGAGGACGGAGUGGAGAUCUCAGUGCCUAAGUCUGGCGUGGUGGCCCUGACGGAGCACCUGUUGGGCAACAGUGAGGUCAAGCUGGCCGGACUGGGGGCACGAGACAGUCUGAGGCUGGAGGCAGGCCUCUGUCUCUAUGGCAAUGACAUCGAUGAGACUACUACCCCUGUGGAGGCAACCCUGGUGUGGACUAUAGGAAAGCGGCGGCGUCAGGCGAAGGAUUUCCCCGGUGCGGAGAUCAUUGUCCCCCAGAUAAAGGCGAAGACGGCGAGGAAGCGUGUGGGCCUGGUGUCCACGGGACCCCCUGUCAGACAGCACACCCCCAUCCUCAGCCCAGAGGGAAAGGUCAUAGGUGAGGUCACCAGUGGUUGCCCCUCCCCCUGCCUGAAGCAGAACGUUGCCAUGGGUUACGUGGAUGCGCCGUAUGCCAAGAAUGGAACUCCCAUUCAGGUGGAGGUGAGGAAGAAGGCAGUGAAGGCAGUGGUCACCAAGAUGCCCUUCGUGCCUACAAACUACUACUCUGGCCAGUAGAUCUGUCUCUCAAUGGACACCCAGUUUAUGAGAUCAGCCUGCUUUGCCAGUGGACAGUGACCUGAACAGACAGACCUUCUCCCACUGACCACCAGAGAUCAGUCUAUCAGUCUAUCAGAGCAAUGCUUGCCCCUUGUGUUUACCUCGAUCAGUGACACUCAAACCUGAAGGACUGCAAGGCUUCUUUAGCAAUAGAGAAUGGGUUAUGAGUGUGUGUGGCCUUGCCUGCACCCACAACUCAACACAACUAUAAAUACAGCUACACCCUUGACGAUGAGGCUUUUCACUCCUGUUAUCUGAAGCUUGUUCAUGGUCUUUAGACCACAGUGAGUUGUGUGAAUGAGCCAUACGGUUUGAAGGACAGGGUAAUCACUGACUCACAAAAGCAGCAUAACAUGCUAUGUAAACCAAGAGACAAAGCAUGAUGUCACAUGUAGAGGACUAGUGUGAAAAAUUUGUUUUUUCCUUUCUAAUACUAAUUAGAUGUUGAAUCUAAACGUGCAUUUUGCAGGCUUAGUGACACAAUGACGUGUGUUACAUAAAUGUUUACCAAUUGCUAACUGAAAUACUAUAUAUCAGCAGGACCAAACUCUCCAUAUGAUUCCAAAUUGUGAUAUUUUGUCAUUAGGCUUCUACAAUGAUCCUAGUUGUCACAUUCCCAACAAACUAAAACUAAACAAUACAAUACAUGGUAUGUAGUGGCAGGUAAACGCAAGUAAACACAGUUCAUCCUCUUUUUUUUUUUCUUCAACAAAUUACGCACCUUUUACGGAAAAAUUAAUUGAAAGUAUAGAGACCUUUACUUUUUUCACCUAUUUUUUUUAACCACUAACUCACUGAUGAUAUGCAGUAACGUGUGGCCAAAAAUCAGUACCUUUCUUACAAGAUAACUUUAGAAACUAGAAGUGGAACUAUUGGAAUGUAACUUAGAGGUGUUUGUGGUCUUGCAUCUCCCCUGUACUACUGAACUAUUGUCUCAAUGUUUUGAGAUUCACAUGUGAAUGCCUUAAUUUCUAUAACUAGGUAAUUAUAUAGUUUUUGUAUCUAGCACCCUUAUAUUUUCCUUGUAAUAUAGGUUGUAAUUCACAAUAUAUUACACCUUUGCCUUUGUUGUGGAAUGCCCUAACUUUGUAGAAAUUGCUUUGCAUUUUUGGAGGUCACUAUUUUCAUGUCAUAUGACUCCACUAGAUCCAAGUUAAACAUUAUCUUUCAUUAAUCCCAUUUGCCAAAAUUCGCUCAUUAACUGGGAAUACAAUUACCAUAUUUGUUUGGACUAUAUUCACGUUUUAUGCAUGCAUUAAUCAAUGGAGAUUGAUUAAUGCACUGUGUUUUGUCCUUUUAAUUGAGAUUGUGUUGUUUAUACAUUAGUAUAUAAAUGAUUAAACACGAUAAAAGGCACAAAAUAAACCAAGA